UCCAUUCAGCGUCUCCUGGUCGUUUUUGUUCGCCUCGCUUCGUGAGCGCGUUGUGCCACUAUGCCCGAGCCGGCUAAGUCCGCGCCCGCCCCGAAGAAGGGCUCUAAGAAGGCGGUCACCAAGACCCAGAAGAAGGGCGACAAGAAGCGCAAGAAGAGCCGCAAGGAGAGCUACUCGAUCUACGUGUACAAGGUGCUGAAGCAGGUGCACCCCGACACGGGCAUCUCGUCCAAGGCCAUGGGCAUCAUGAACUCGUUCGUCAACGACAUCUUCGAGCGCAUCGCCGGCGAGGCGUCGCGCCUGGCGCACUACAACAAGCGCUCGACCAUCACGUCGCGGGAGAUCCAGACGGCCGUGCGGCUGCUGCUGCCCGGCGAGCUGGCCAAGCACGCGGUCUCCGAGGGCACCAAGGCGGUCACCAAGUACACCAGCUCCAAGUAGGGCGGUCCUGAUCCUCACUUUGAACCCAAAGGCUCUUUUCAGAGCCACCCACUCAUUCAAUGAAAGAGCUUUAAUUACCGUG
Molecule: messenger RNA, 523 nt
Organism: Gallus gallus (chicken)
Lineage: Eukaryota; Metazoa; Chordata; Aves; Galliformes; Phasianidae
Gene: H2BC32
Product: histone cluster 1, H2bo
Exons: 2
Coding region: 61-441 (126 amino acids)
Cellular component (GO): nucleosome
Molecular function (GO): protein heterodimerization activity; structural constituent of chromatin; DNA binding
Source: RefSeq, a predicted model, not a curated record